AUUAUUUAGCACAUAGUUGAAGAACUGAAAAACAGGGGAUUUCAUCAGAUCUACCAAACUCAUCAACUGAUCACCAAAGACGAACUCCUUUUAGUCCAAAUCGUCAACUCCUCUUCUCUCAACAACCUCAUCGAUUUUCAUCUUCACUCAAAGUAUCUCCUUCCCCAGAUCUUUCUCUCUAUUUCUCAAUCCUUUUCAUUCCAUCUUCAUCAAUUCUUCCUUCAUUCAAUCCCCCCCCCCCCCCCCCCCCCCCACAUUCUCCAUUAUUGUCAGCCAUUUUUAACCUUCCAAAAUGAGUAAAGUUUCCAUUAUCAUUUACAUUACAGUUGCCAUUCUUCUUCUCCUUCUCCUUUCCCACUCCCCUAAGAAAACCCCUAAUCAACGCCAUCGCCGUCUCAAGCUUCGCUCCAACUUCACUUUUACCCCUUCUCACCACCAUCACGAGCCUGUCCCCUUUGACCCUCUUGUCGCCGACAUUGAGCGCCGCCGUGAAGACCGGCAAUGGGAGAAGCAAUAUGUAGAACAACACUAUCCGAAGAUGGCGGCGCAUUUGACGGAAUCGGCCCCUGGUGAAGAAUCUCAACCCGAGUGGGAGGAUUUUGCGGAUGCUGAGGAUUAUAUUAAUGAUGAUAAUAGGUUCAAUGUGACCGACCGGCUCAUGUUGCUGUUUCCGAAGAUUGAUGUUGACCCAGUUGAUGGAUUUGUCACUGUUGAAGAAUUGACUGAGUGGAAUUUGCAGCAGGCUCAGAGGGAAACUUUGCAUAGGACUCAAAGGGAGUUGGAGACCCAUGAUAAGAAUCAUGAUGGUUCUGUUUCGUUUUCCGAGUAUGAGCCUCCUAGUUGGGUUCGCAAUUCAGAUAAUAGUUCCUUUGGCUACGAUAUGGGUUGGUGGAAAUUGGAGCAUUUUAAUGCGUCAGAUGUGGAUGGAGAUGGCCUUUUGAAUUUGACCGAGUUCAAUGACUUUCUGCACCCAGCUGACAGCAAAAACCCAAAGCUAAUUCAUUGGCUGUGUGAGGAAGAAAUACGGGAGAGAGAUUCAGACAAGGAUGGAAAGAUAAACUUCAACGAGUUUUUCCAUGGACUAUUUGACAUGGUGAGAAAUUAUGACGAGAAUCACAAUUCUUCACAUCAUUCUGAAGAUUCCAGGGAUGGCCCAGCUAGAAACUUGUUUGCGGUGCUAGACAAAGAUAAUGACGGCCACCUGUCUAAUGAAGAGCUGUUACCUAUAAUUGGAAAAAUUCACCCAUCAGAGCAUUACUAUGCAAAACAACAGGCAGAAUAUAUCAUACAGCAGGCUGAUGCAGAUAAAGAUGGACGUCUCACCUUGACAGAAAUGAUUGAUCAUCCUUACGUAUUUUACAGUGCCAUUUUCAACGAAGAUGAUGAGGACGAUUACGAUUUCCACGAUGAGUUUCGUUAAGUUUUUUCAUGAAUAGUCAAAUAGUCAGAUAGGGUUAGCGGUAGAAGAAAAACGGAGUUCUUUUGCAACAUGGAAUCAGGAUGCAGAGUUUGAAGUCUUAGGCAACAACUUGGAGGAGAUCUCUCUGGCAUGGUGGUCAGAACUGGGUUAAUCUUCUUCAGCCAUGGCUUGCCCAUAUGGUGGUAUCCCUCUUUUUGUAGCAUAUGAAACCCUCAUCUUGUUUAAAGAUAACAAUGAUUUCUCACCUUAGAUUAUAGACAUUUAUUUGAUUGCAAAUAGUUUCGUUAAGUUCA
Molecule: messenger RNA, 1713 nt
Organism: Cucumis melo (muskmelon)
Lineage: Eukaryota; Viridiplantae; Streptophyta; Magnoliopsida; Cucurbitales; Cucurbitaceae
Exons: 7
Coding region: 293-1420 (375 amino acids)
Cellular component (GO): endoplasmic reticulum
Molecular function (GO): calcium ion binding
Source: RefSeq, a predicted model, not a curated record